GUUGUGCUGUGGGUGGUCAUCCAACCCCAAACAUCACCUGGCUUUACUCUGGUGAGCCUCUCAGUCUGCAGCAUCGCCUCCUGGCAGCAGGCCGAAUUCUUCAGAUACUCAACAUCAAUGAUGCUCCUGAUGGUGAAUUCAGCUGCCUUGCUCAGAAUGAAGCUGGCUCGCUCACACAAAAAACGUCCCUGGCUCUACAAGAAUACAAGUGGUCAGUAGACAAGCUCAUGUUGUGUUCGGCUUCCUGUGGCCACAAAGGGGUGCAGCUGCCCCAGCUGAGGUGCUUACUGGAUGGGGCUGAAGUCAACAUAUCUCACUGCAAAGAGAAGUCCAAGCCAUCCCUGCAGCCCAUUGCAUGCAACAGGAGAGACUGCCCUUCACGGUGGAUGGUAACAUCGUGGUCUCCUUGCACACGGAGCUGCGGUGGUGGUAUCCAGAUGCGGCGAGUGACAUGCCAGCGCCUGACAGCAAAGGGCAGCUCUGUCCCAAUGUCAAAUGAGGCUUGUGCCCAGGUGUCCAAGCACCCCGUGGACACACAGAACUGUAACAGGCACCCCUGUGUUGAGUGGGUGGCUUCCUCCUGGGGCCAGUGUAACGGGCCUUGCAUUGGACCACGGCUGGCUGUACAGCACAGACAGAUAUUUUGCCAGACCAAAGAUGGGACUUCUGUGUCAUCAGAUCAAUGCAGUGCCUUACCAAGGCCUUUGAGUACCCAGAACUGCUGGACUGACAUUUGUGGUGUGCACUGGAGGGUCAGCCUCUGGACUGUCUGCACGGCUACGUGUGGAAACUACGGCUUCCAGUCCCGGCGCGUGGACUGCGUGCAUGUCCGCACCAACAAGCCUGUGCUGGAGCAUCACUGCUCCUGGAGGCCGCGGCCAGCAAACUGGCAGCGCUGCAACAUCACACCCUGUGAAAACAUGGAGUGCAGAGACACCACAAGGUACUGUGAGAAAGUGAAGCAGCUCAAACUCUGCCAGCUUACCCAGUUCAAGUCACGCUGCUGUGGGACUUGUGGAAAAGCUUGAAGACAGAGGCAAUGGAAAUGGAGGAACAAGGGGAUCACAGCCUGUGCUUCACUGAAGCAAGGACUUCUACAGAAAAUAUAAAUGGAAUGGAAUUCUUUUUUCAUUUUAUUUAUUUAUUUCCCUCUAAAA
Mesitornis unicolor (brown roatelo) is the source of this 1157-nucleotide messenger RNA. RefSeq names its product ADAMTS-like protein 1. Gene Ontology annotation, biological process: extracellular matrix organization. The record is from RefSeq and is a predicted model, not a curated record. Gene Ontology annotation, molecular function: metalloendopeptidase activity. Gene Ontology annotation, cellular component: extracellular matrix. The annotation marks the transcript as partial. NCBI's taxonomy places the organism in Eukaryota, Metazoa, Chordata, Aves, Mesitornithiformes, Mesitornithidae. The transcript is spliced from 6 exons.